Molecule: messenger RNA, 5739 nt
Organism: Purpureocillium takamizusanense
Lineage: Eukaryota; Fungi; Ascomycota; Sordariomycetes; Hypocreales; Ophiocordycipitaceae
Gene: GDB1
Product: bifunctional 4-alpha-glucanotransferase/amylo-alpha-1,6-glucosidase, variant 2
Exons: 2
Coding region: 496-5259 (1587 amino acids)
Biological process (GO): glycogen biosynthetic process; glycogen catabolic process
Molecular function (GO): amylo-alpha-1,6-glucosidase activity; 4-alpha-glucanotransferase activity
Source: RefSeq, a predicted model, not a curated record
CUCUUUCUCACUCUCUCUCAUUCUUUUCUACGUGCCGUUCCGUCUCGCUCGCUCGCACGCCAUCCCUCAUCCCCUCAUUGCCGUUCCUUGAUUGCGACAAGUCGUGUCGUACGUGUGUCCUUGUCGCGCCGCCUUCCGCAUCCGCCGCCGCCGACGAUUCUCACUCGCCCAGCACCCCGGCCCGGCACGGCGCUACCGUUGUGGGAGCUCCAGCGGUCGAUCAGGCCCAAAACAGCCUACCUACCCACGUACCUUGGACUCGGCUCCCGGGCAUCGACGACGGCGCAGAGCGUGCGCUAGAGGCCGCUGCAUCACCCAACUAGAGCUCCAUCGAAAUACCUACUGUAGCACCUACCUAGAGAUCGGUCCCGUCCCGUCCCAUCCACCACAGAGCUGGUGCCCGCUGGAGCGCCCACCCGAAUUGCAAGCUCAGACGCACCUUGACGUAGAGCGCGGGGCAGCCUCUCGCUGCUCCCCUCUCUUCUCUCUCGCAUCAUGAGCCCCAGAACCAUGACGUCCACCGAGGUCUAUCUGCUGCCGCUCAACGACGACGGCUCGCCUCAGGUGGCCGGCGAGUACAUCUACCUCGCGCCCCGGUCCAGUGACCCCGUCACCAUCCGCUUCGCAAUUGAGGGCACCUCGUCGAUAUGUCGCCAUGGCAGCCUCUGGGUCAACAUCCCCGACAAGGGCGUCGAGUUUCGCCGCGACAAGUUUCGCGAAUACAAACUCGCCCCCGACUUCAAUCGCACCAUUGAAAUCUCCAUACCUAUCCAUGCGGCCGGCGCAUUCGCCUUCCACACCACAUACGCCGAGCUCCCCGCCCUCGAGCCGCACCUCGCCGGCGCUCCGGCCAAGCAGCAGGAACCGACCCUAAAGAAGACACCCCUAUACUACAUCGAUGUCGCGCCGAGGCUGCAGCUCGAUGGGCGCCCGCUGCCUCUACCCGCCCUGUCCGUCUUCUCCAUUAUCGGCAAGCUCAUGGGCAGAUUCCCAUCCGACUGGGAAAAGCACCUCCGUGGUAUCAGUGCUAGGGGCUACAACAUGGUGCACUUUACGCCCUUGCAAGUCCGCGGCGAGUCCAAUUCCCCAUUCAGCUUGUACGACCAGCUUGCUUGGGACCCCGAGUGCUUCCCCAACGGCGAGGACGACAUCAAGAAGAUGGUGCAGAGCAUGCAGCAGGACCACUCCCUGCUCAGUCUGACCGACAUUGUCCUCAACCACACGGCCAACAACUCCAAGUGGCUGCAGGAGCAUCCAGAGGCGGGCUACAACCACACCACCGCACCCUGGCUGGAGUCUGCCUAUGAACUGGACACGAAGCUGUUAGAAUUGAGUACCAAGCUCGAGAGCCUUGGGCUUCCCACGAAUCCUCAAUCCACCGACGACCUCAUGCGCAUCAUGGACGCCGUCAAGAAGGAGGUCAUCGCCAAGAUACGCCUCUGGGAGUAUUAUGCUCUCGACGUUGAGCGUGACGCCGACGCCGCCGUGAAAGCAUGGACGCAGGGCAAGAUGUCCGACCCUGAGCAACACAACGGCUUCCAAGACAAGGCUGAUCGCCUCAAGCGUCGUGAUCUUGCCGCGGAGGUCGCUUUUAUCAAGGAAUUUGGAUUGACCGGUUUCGAUCGCCUGGGCGCCCGUUACAGACGAACGGUCGAUCCUUCCGUCGCGGCCACACUGCUGUCUUUUGGCUUUGGACGGUACGAUGGGAAGAGUUCCAAGUCGCCUGACAUGGCGGCUGCUCGAAGCAGGAUGGUCGAGAUCCUCGAUGCCCUGAAUGUCGACUUUUAUAAGGAGUACGACUCUGAUGUCACCGAGAUCCUCGAACAGCUGUACAAUCGCAUCAAAUAUGUGCGCCUAGACGAUCAUGGCCCGAAGCUCGGACCCAUCAACGACGCCAACCCCCUUAUCGAGUCGUAUUUUACACGGCUCCCUUCUAAUGCCACCACCUCGAAGCAUGCGCCGCAGGAUCGGGCUCUGGUCAACAAUGGUUGGGUCUGGGGCGGAAACGCACUGGUAGACAAUGCAGGGCCCGAAUCUCGCGUGUAUCUGAGACGCGAAGUCAUCGUCUGGGGAGACUGCGUCAAGCUGCGGUAUGGCUCUGGCCCAAAGGACAGCCCGUGGCUUUGGGAGCACAUGACGGCGUACGCUCGCCUCCUGGCCAAGUAUUUUGCUGGUUUCAGAAUUGACAAUUGUCAUUCGACUCCUCUUCAUGUCGCGGAGCACAUCCUCGACGAGGCGCGACGAGUCCGCCCAGACUUGUAUGUCGUUGCUGAGCUCUUCACUGGAUCCGAAGGAAUGGACUAUGUCUUCGUCAAGCGGCUGGGUCUCAGCUCGCUGAUUCGCGAGGCCAUGCAGGCUUGGAGCACGGCUGAGCUCAGUCGGCUCGUUCACAGACAUGGUGGUCGACCUAUUGGCAGCUUCGAGGUCGACGAGAUAACGCGGUCGGACGGGACAACGCCUCCCACCUCACCUCUGCAAGAGGAACCCAAUGGCGAUCUAACCCGCGAGAUUAUUCGAAGAAUAAAGCCGACACCGGUGCAUGCCCUGUUCAUGGACUGCACCCACGACAAUGAAACUCCAGCACAGAAACGCGACGCGCGAGAUACGCUGCCCAACGCAGCGCUCGUCUGCAUGUGCUCCAGCGCCACCGGCAGCGUCAUGGGUUACGAUGAAAUAUACCCUCGAUUGGUCGACUUGGUGAAUGAGCAGCGGACGUACACCUCCGAGUCAUCAAACACCGGCACGGUCAAGGUUGGUAAGGGCAAUAAUGGUAUUGGCGGAGUGAAGAAGCUUCUCAACCAAAUCCACACGCUCAUGGGUAAAGAUGGGUACGACGAGACACACAUCCACCACGAGGAGGAAUACAUCACCGUCCACAGAGUCCACCCAGAGUCAAGAAAGGGCUACUUCUUGAUCGCUCACACGGCCUUUCCCGGCUACGGGAAUGGUAAUGGUGCGUUCAAUCCAGUCCAUCUUAUUGGCACGCGGGCCAGGCAUCUAGGCAGUUGGAUGCUGGAAGUGGAUGCCAGCGAGGAAGCCACCAAGCAGGUUUUGGAGGAUAAGAAGUUUCUGCGUGGUUUACCGAGCCGCGUGUCCGACUUGGCUGGCGUCAAGAUGGAAGUACAGGCCCAGGACACCACCAUCACUGUCCGCGACAAGUUUCCUCCAGGAAGUAUUGCGCUGUUUGAGACCUGGAUCCCGGCCGCAGAGCAUUCGGCCGGCUUGGACACCUACAUCACUUCUGGUGCCCGGACAGCAUGGAGCGAGCUGAACUUGGUGGAUCUCAACUUCCUGAUGUACCGCUGCGAAGCUGAAGAACGGGAUUCGAGCGGCGGUCGGGACGGUACAUAUGAUAUCCCGGGACACGGCAAGCUCGUGUAUGCCGGCCUUCAAGGCUGGUGGAGCGUUCUCAAAAAUAUCAUCCGCGACAACAACCUCGCACACCCGCUCUGCCAGAACCUGAGAGAUGGCACGUGGGCCUUGGAUUACAUUGUGGGACGGGUUGACCGCAUGAGCAAGCUGCCCGGCAAUGAACAGCUUGAAAAGCCCGCGACGUGGCUCAAGGAGAGGUUCGAUGCCUUGCGAAGCAUCCCCAGCUUUCUCCUUCCACGCUAUUUCGGGCUUGUCCUGCGUACCGCGUACAUGGCAAGCUGGCAAAGGGGUAUGGAGCUCAUGAGCGACAACGUCAAGGACGGGCAGUGGUUCAUACAAAGCCUAGCCAUGGUCAGCGUCCAGCAGACCGGCUUCGUCAAGUCCGCGUCUCUGUGGCCAAACAAGUUGGUGGCCUCGGUUGCUGCUGGUCUGCCUCACUUUGCAGUUGAGUGGGCAAGGUGCUGGGGCCGCGAUGUCUUUAUUUCCAUUCGCGGCUUGUACUUGGGUACUGGGCGGUUCGCCGAGGCCAAGGAGCAUAUCCUUGCCUUUGCCAGUGUGCUGAAACAUGGCAUGAUUCCGAACUUGCUCAGCAGUGGCGACGCACCGCGCUAUAAUUCUAGGGACUCUGUUUGGUUCUUCCUGCAGACGAUUCAAGACUAUGUUCAUUUCGCUCCGGACGGCCACAGCCUGCUCCAUGAGAAGGUCAAACGGAGAUUCUUGCCAUACGACGACACAUGGUUCCCUACGGACGAUUCACGAGCUUACUCAAAGGAAAGCACCAUUGAGGAGGUCAUCUUCGAGGCCCUGCAGAGGCAUGCCUCUGGAAUGAAGUACCGCGAGGCAAACGCUGGGCCGCAAAUCGAUUCGCAGAUGAAGGAUGCGGGCUUCAACCAAGACAUCAAGGUGGACUGGGACACGGGCAUCGUCUUUGGAGGCAACCAGCACAACUGCGGCACAUGGAUGGACAAAAUGGGCGAAAGCGAGCGGGCAGGCUCUAAGGGUGUCCCCGGGACUCCUCGCGACGGUGCAGCCAUCGAGAUCACCGGCCUGCUUUACAGUACGCUCGCCUGGCUGUCCGGCCUCAGCAAGCAAGGCGUUUUUGCCAAGUCUGGCGUCAAGAAACCUGAUGGCAGUGACAUCUCGUUUGCGGACUGGGCUAAGCUGCUCGAGAACAACUUCGAGCGGUGCUACUACGUGCCGCUGUCCCCCGAGGACGACUCCAAGUACGACGUCAACUCCAAGAUUGUCAACCGCCGCGGCAUCUACAAGGACUUGUACAAGUCGGGCAAGGAGUACGAAGACUACCAGCUGCGCGCCAACUUCCCCAUCGCCAUGGCGGUGGCACCCUCGCUGUUCGACGCGGACCACGCCAUGCACGCGCUCUGCCUCGCCGACGAGGUGCUACGCGGGCCGACGGGCAUGGCGACGCUCGACCCGGCGGACCUCAACUACCGGCCCUACUACCGCAACAGCGAGGACAGCACCGACUUCGCCACCAGCAAGGGCCGCAACUACCACCAGGGGCCCGAGUGGCUCUGGCCCACGGGCUUCUUCCUGCGCGCCCUCCUCAAGUUCGACCUGCGCCGCCGCACGUCCCACGAGGGCCGCGUCGAGGCCUUCCAGCAGGUGACGCGUAGGCUCGCCGGCUGCAAGCGCAUGAUGGAGGAGAGCGAGUGGGCGGGCCUGACGGAACUGACGCAGAAGAAUGGGGAGCACUGUCCCGACUCGGUGAGUUGCUCUACUACUUCCUGUCUCUCCCCGUCUCUAUAUUCUCUCUAUGACUACCCCCCCUCAUCCUCCUCUCUUGUCUCUCCUAUUCUUUCACCCCUGCACGUCCCCUUUUUUCCUCUACGCAGUUCCUCCCGUCCCUUGUGUUCCUUUGACUAGCCCAACCCCCAAACCCCCAACCCCCCGUAUCUCCCUUGCUUGGGGACGAGGACCCCUCGUUGUGGAUGUGAGCGACAGGCAGCUGACCAUGGUACACACAGAGCCCAACGCAGGCUUGGUCUGCGGGAUGCCUCAUCGACUUGUACAUGGACGCGAUAGAGGAGCAGCACCGGCAGCAUGGAACGAGCCGGUGAGCAGAGGAGGGAGGGCCUGUAAAAACGGACGACGAGCUGUAAAUGGAUACACGACGACACGGCAAUCCAACCUUUUUUUUUUCUUACCUUUUACCUUCACCUUCCCAUAGACCCCCAAUUCUUACCCAUUAUACUCUUAUGCACGAUUCAAACACAUCAAAAUCCGGCGGACCAAGAGAACAUAGGCAUAUGUUUUGUUAUUCAAAGGAAAUGCGUUUCUUUUUGGCUUGCAUUGAUAGACCGUAAUAGAGAUAACAGUCAACGGGGGGGACAAACCAGCAGACAG